Messenger RNA from Sclerotinia borealis F-4128, 1089 nucleotides. Lineage: Eukaryota; Fungi; Ascomycota; Leotiomycetes; Helotiales; Sclerotiniaceae. The record is from the annotation of a GenBank genome assembly.
AUGAACUCUCAAAAUGUCCUACCGGUCUUGCAUGUGUCCAACAACGGUUUCUCAAUUACAGUUGAUCCCCAGCCAUGGCGCCGCCCGCCACUUCAGUCGUUCCCCACGAUUGAGAAUGACGUUGGUGGUUUCUCUCUCUUUGAGUCUCUUCUUCUCGAGCUACAGGGCAUGAUAUUUAAGGAGGCCAUCCCUCGUCACAGAUCACCAGUGGUCGAUUUCUUCUUCGAGAUUAUCAAGAACCCUAGGAGCUUCAUUCUUCAUAUCCAUACCGAGAUACCUAAAGCACAAUACUUGUUUCCGCUUCUGAAUGCAUGCAAAACAUCAAGGAGAGAGGUUUACCGCCAGAUGAAAAAGAUCAAGAUUUCGGGACCGCCAGAGGGUGACGAUGGAGAACCGAUCCAUUAUUCGUGGGAAGCAGCCAACGCAAUCGGGCAUACCUAUAUCGACCCUGUGAGAGACACUCUGAUGCUCAAUAUUCCGGAUCUUAUGAGGCUAUAUCGAUACGGAAGGAGCAUAGAUUUUACAAGAGUCACUCGCAUUGCGCUCACGGCCUUCGGAACGGACGAAGAAGAUACUAUUCCUGAUCCAAAAAGAUACGAGGAUAUUCUUGACCUCGUUAGCCGAGUAUGUCCUGAUAUUAAGGUCUUCCAAAUGGUAACGAUGCUCGCAGCAUCUGAUUAUUGCCGCGAGACCAACUCCGCCAUCGACCUUCGCAUAGUCGACCUCGAUACAGAAAUGUGGUCAACCGACUUCCGGAAUUCGGAUGACGAUAUCGUUAGUUCGGAACAUAGAGCUCGUAUUCGAGAUGUUCUCGAUGGAGCUAAGGUGAUGGGUCUGGGGUUCCCGAAUUAUCUGGCCGAAUUGAAAAGAGUCGGGCGCGAGGAAGAUUUGAAGUUCUGGAAGAACGUGAAGUAUACACCGGCCAUGCAUUGCAGGUUUUAUGACGAUAUUUAUUGGGGAUUGAAGGAGAAAAUGGAGCCUAUGCUUUACUUCUUUGCGUUGGAUGCAUGGCUUCCAGCUCAUGAAGAUGGAACGGUGUUGGAUAAGUACAAAGGGCUGGCACAGAUUUUCGAAGGAGCUCCGUGGUAG